CCGGUUACCGGUCCCGGGUCCCGGGGCCGCAGGAGCCGCCGUCCCGCGGAACCGCCGCCCCCCCGCGCCCACGCAGGUACCGGGCACCGGAGGUGCCAGCAGCCCCCCCCCCAGGAUGGCGGAGGCCCACCAGGCCGUGGCCUUCCAGUUCACGGUCACCCCCGAGGGCUUGGACUUCCACCUGAGCCGCGAGGCCGUGCGGCAGCUCUACCUCGCCGGCGUCUCCUCCUGGAAGAAGCGCCUGGUCCGCGCCAAGAACAGCUUCCUGACCGGCGUGUACCCCGCGUCCCCCUCCAGCUGGAUGGUGGUGGUCCUGGCCACCGCCGGCUCCUGCUACUGCCAGGUGGACCCGUCCCUGGGGCUCAUCGCCCGCAUCCGCCACUGCCUCCCCCACAGCGAGGUGCUGACCCCCCAGGCCCGCACGGUGGUCAGCACGGUGCUGUUCUCCACGGGGGCCUGGCUGGCGGCCGUGCUGCUCUUCCGGAGGCUGCUCCGGCUCCUGCUCUCCUACCACGGCUGGAUGUUCGAGCCCCACGGGCACAUGAGCCGCAGCACCCGCCUCUGGGUGGCGGUGAUGAAGAUCAUGUCCAUCCGCAAGCCCCUCCUCUACAGCUUCCAGAGCUCCCUUCCCAAGCUCCCGGUGCCCCCCGUGGAAGCCACCGUGGCCCGGUACCUGGAGUCGGUGAGGCCGCUGCUGGACGACGACAAGUACAAGGAGAUGGAGGCCUUGGCCAAGGAAUUCCAGGAGAAGACGGCGCCGCGGCUCCAGCGGUACCUGCGCCUCAAAUCCUGGUGGACCACCAACUAUGUGAGUGGGGGGGGUCACCUGGGACACGGGGGACCCCCCUCCAGCCUUUGGGGUGGUGACCGUGGACCUGGUGUCUUCCCCAGCGGCGUGAGGAGGGAUUUGGGGUCUCCGGGGUGUCCUGGCUGUGGCAGUAGGGGCAGAGGGUCCUGUGCCCUGUCAUUGUCACCAUCCCCUGUUUCUGCCUCCUGUCCCUUUCCCUGUCCCCUACUCUUG
Neopelma chrysocephalum (saffron-crested tyrant-manakin) is the source of this 1021-nucleotide messenger RNA. RefSeq names its product carnitine O-palmitoyltransferase 1, muscle isoform-like. The record is from RefSeq and is a predicted model, not a curated record. NCBI's taxonomy places the organism in Eukaryota, Metazoa, Chordata, Aves, Passeriformes, Pipridae. Gene Ontology annotation, cellular component: mitochondrion. Gene Ontology annotation, biological process: carnitine metabolic process; fatty acid metabolic process. The transcript has 6 exons. Gene Ontology annotation, molecular function: carnitine O-palmitoyltransferase activity. The annotation marks the transcript as partial.